Messenger RNA from Plenodomus lingam JN3, 2796 nucleotides. RefSeq lists its product as uncharacterized. Gene Ontology annotation, biological process: osmosensory signaling via phosphorelay pathway. The record is from RefSeq and is a predicted model, not a curated record. NCBI's taxonomy places the organism in Eukaryota, Fungi, Ascomycota, Dothideomycetes, Pleosporales, Leptosphaeriaceae. Gene Ontology annotation, molecular function: protein kinase activator activity; phosphorelay response regulator activity.
AUGAGCAGCAUGAGCAGCAGCAGCGGUAGCAGCAUCAAGUCGCGGCUGCAAUAUGCGCGCCAGAAGCUGUGGAGGCGAGGCAGCGCAACGUCGACAGCAACCACAGCGACCAUAGCGACAUCAUCAGCAACAACGGCGACACGUUCCCUUGCCUCGUCCGGCAGCGAACGCCCUCCUCCUCCUGCUCCUCCUCCUCAUCAUCACCAUCAUCAUCAUCAUGGGCUAUCUCCGGGCGGCGGUCACAGCCUUCGGAAGAGCAUUUCCAUGUCUAGGCUGGCGGCCACGUCGGACAGUGAGACGGAGUUUCUGGGAGAGGGCAGCAGUCCGGAUGCGCGGUUGACGAGGUCAGACGUCUUGGGCACGGCCACAGCAACGGGACCCACCAAGCCACCGCCCACGCCUGCGCCGCCCACAACCAGCCCCAGCCCCGGCCACACCACCAACAACACUACUACCUUCACCCCCACCACCACCACCACCGCCGCCACCACAGACAUCGGCCCGCCCAUUAUUGGCAUCACCACCCCGUCCUCCGCUUGCACCCCGUCUUCCUCCACCUCCACCUCCACCUCCACCUCCACCCCCGCCUCCUCCUCUCCCUCCUCCACUCCCGCCAACACCCAGCAGGAGCAGGAGCAGGAGCAGGCGCAGGAGCAGCACCAACACCAGCAGCAGCAGCAGCACCCCGUGUGCCCCGCUGUCACCCUUGAGGAGCCCACGCCCAUCCACGCCGCUCCUCAGCUGCAGCCCACCGUUGCUGUCGCCGCCCUGGACAGCCGCGUGACAGCGCCGUCGCCCUCGUCUGCGGCCUCUGCUGCGUCCACGCUGUCCCCCACCCGCCGCCGCCGCAGCAGCAGCAACAUCCAUUCCCCGUCCCCGUCCACGAGCGCCGCCUCCGCUACAGACGUCGUCAUAGUCACCCCCCCGCCGCCACCGCCGCCGCCGCCUAUUGUCCGUCGCCAGUCGGUCGCAAACACUUCGGAUGCCAGGCUAAUCAAGACGCUCCUCGCGCCCGACAUCCCCCACUCUGCCCUGGCCACGGGCCUGUCAACCACGGCUGUCGACGACUAUUUUGGUCCAACAGCAGCAGCCGCGGCCGCCACCGUCAGCCUCUCCGCCGGCAUGCUGCAUCGCAAGAUCUGGGUCAAGCGGCCCGGCGCCUCGGCCACGCUGGUGCAGAUUCGUGAGGACGACCUGGUCGACGACGUGCGCGACAUGAUUCUGAAAAAGUAUGCAAACUCGCUGGGCCGCUGCUUCGACGCCCCGGACGUGACGCUCAGGGUGGUGCCGCGCGAUGCACAGCGGGCGCAGGACCGUACUCUGGGGCCCGAGGAGGAAAUGUGUCGCACCCUGGAUGCCUACUAUCCCGGCGGCCAGCAUGUCACAGAGGCCCUCAUCAUCGACGUGCCACAAAAACGGACGCCCAAGCCUUCGCCCCGCGUACCGCUCUACUACCCUUACCACGACGAUGCCACCAACCACCAGACCGAGUACUUUCCCCCCAUGCCCGUCAACAACAAUACCAACAACAUCAACAACACCGCCUCGCCCGCUGCCUCUGGCUCCUCCCCCAACGAAGCUCGCAUACCACUGCCCCAUGCCCCCCACUCCAUUGCCGUCAUCAGUACGGGACAGUUGCCCGCCUUACCCUCGCCUGGUAGUACUCGCCGAGGGCCGCUCCACUCGCAUCGCCCCAAAUAUCAGCGCACCCAUACCGCCUCGCCCACCAUCAUGGCCGGCGGCAUUCCCUCGUCGGCCAGCACCAGCGCCCCCCGGCCCGUCAACCGGCCACGCAAGGACUCGUCUGCCUCGGAAACAAAGCACUCGGCCACGUCCAACAACCCGAUUCCCACUCCACCCGUCACUGCCGAUCCCAUGGCUCGCCAGCAAACACUGCAGACGUCGACACCCUCGACGCCACGCGUUGCCUCGCCGAUACUCAAGGAGAAGAGGCGGAAGAAGAGGCAACCGCUCGAGCCGCCCACGCUCCCCGCCGGCCUUCUCGAUGGCUCCGUACCCCCGAUCAACGUACUCAUCGUCGAAGACAACAUCAUCAACUUGCGCGUCUUGGGAGCCUUUAUGCAAAGACUCAAGGUCCGCUGGCAACGCGCGAUGAAUGGCAAAGAAGCCGUGACCAAGUGGAAAGCAGGCGGUUUCCACCUGGUGCUCAUGGACAUUCAACUCCCCGUCAUGAAUGGCCUGGAAGCCACAAAGGAGAUUCGCAGGCUUGAGCGCGUCAACAGCAUCGGCGUCUUCAGCGGUGGGAGCAGCGAGCCAUCACACAAUCGCGUGGACGACCAGGGCAAGGCGCAGGAGGAGGUGGUGGCCGAUGAUCAAUUGGCCGACAAGAACAUGUUCAAGAGCCCCGUCAUUAUUGUCGCGCUCACGGCUAGUUCACUGCAGAGUGACCGACACGAAGCCCUGGCCGCGGGCUGUAAUGAUUUCUUGACCAAGCCGGUGAACUUUGUCUGGCUCGAGCGCAAAGUCAAGGAGUGGGGCUGCAUGCAAGCCCUCAUCGACUUUGACGGCUGGCGCAAAUGGAAGGACUUUGCCGACAAGUCGGACAACAACGAUUCCACAUCCAAGCUCAGCGUCAGCUACCACAGCAUCGCGCCGAGCAGCAAGAAGACGGCCAGUGGCAGCAGUCCCACGACGGCCAAUCAUCCAGACCUGGUGAAUGGGGACAAGGACGCCAAGGACAAGGAUAAGCGGGCUAAGAGGAAGAGUCUGAGUGUGCUGCCGCCUGUGCUUGUCGAAGAGGGCGAGAGUCCGCCGUUGGGGGCCGAGGGGGGGUAG